AAGCUGGAACCCUCCCACCAGCAACCGGCGAGGAGGAUCUCUCUCCCUCUCCCUCUCUCUCAGUCCGCGCAGAUCGGCUGUGGGAGGCGUCACUGCCCCUCCUGCAGCAGCGUCUCUCCCGGGGUUGGGCGGUGUCUUGAGACCCCCCCCCCCACCACCAUCACCAAGGGGAGGGGGCAGCGAUUUCACAUCCAGCCGCCGAGUGUAAGGCUGCAAUGUUUUAGGGGCAGGGGGACGGUGGAGGGUAAUUCUCGAUGUUUGGGAAAGUGCGGGGCGCCGGGGGCAGUGCGCUGCUCUCGGAGCGGGACAAGGCUCCUGUCCAGGCGGCAGCCCCGGAAUGUAACGUCGGCCUCUUGGGCUGCCCGGGCUCCGGCAAGUCUGCUCUGACUGUGAAAUUCCUCACGAAGAGGUUCAUAAGCGAGUACGAUCCUAACUUGGAGGAUACCUACACUACUGAAGAAAUUGUGGAUCAUCAGCCAGUCCUUUUAAAAAUAAUGGAUACAGCUGACCAGGAUAAACCAGUGAACUCUGAACGUUACCUGAACUGGGCAAACGCAUUCAUUGUUGUCUACAGUAUUGAUAAUAGGAAGAGCUUUGAAGGGUGCGUGCACUAUCUAAAUGUAAUUUCUAGUCACGCCAAAGGACUGCUACAUGAUUAUCCCAUCAUAUUGCUGGGAAAUAAACUGGACAUGGAGAGAUACAGGCAGGUAAGCAAGUCUGAUGGACUGUCGCUGGCAUCCAAGUAUAACUGUUCAUUUUAUGAAGUAUCUGCCUGCUUGGACUUUGAGUCAGUGCAGCAUGUGUUCCAUGAAUUGAUUCGCGAGGUGAGGCGAGAGACUGAACGUCACCUUCCAGUCAGACCUCUCUUUAUUUCCGAGGAGAAGCCUGUGUUGGGUACUGCCCACCCACCUGCCUUUGCUCAUGCUGUUAAACACCAUGCACCUAUAUUUGGAACACAGCGCCUCUCCACGGCCACCUACAAGGAAAUUCCCACCAUCACUUCAGCUAAGCUGGUCACUGUAAAAUCAGCAAGGGCACAAAGCAAGCGGAGAACUCCCACACUGACCUUACUUAAAGGAUUUAAAAUAUUUUAAUGUACUAAUCAUCACUCUGAAUUCCAAAGCUCAAUGUAUCCCUUUAAUCUAGUUAGAUCCAUAAUUCCUUUCACUGGCUAGUGACUGUGGAAUUAAAACUGUCAUAAAACUUUAUGAUGUAAAUCAAACCAACUAAACAACAAGGACCUCAUCUGGGAUCAAUGUGACCUUUGUUAAGGAUGUUUGGAUAUAGGAGAGAGUACAUAGACCACCAGCCAUUGCAAAUGACAACCUUUGUCUGUCUGCCAUUGUUGGCUGCCAGCUGUAACAUCAUCUUUUAGGAACAAAAUGUCAGAGAGAAAUGUAGUUGUUGCAGUGUUCAUAGCCAAGGAAGGGAAAAAUAAGGUAUCUGUUCAGUAAUCUGAGAACUAUCACCACAUGAUAAUAUCACCCCCAAUACAUCGAAGUUGACAAUUUAAGCAUUCCUUUACAGCUCAUUUCCAAGGUUAAAAAUUAUUUAAAACAAGCCUUUCAAGAGCUAAAGAAGAACCAUUAUUCAAAAUGCUGUUUGUGCUUCAGCUGUUUGACUUAAGAAAAAGUUCAGUAGAUUUUACAUAUUUGAUAAUGAAGAGGAAUGUAUAUACACUCAAUAAAUGUACACAUGUAAUGCUUUCUGUAAUCUCUCAUCUGUCUGGUUAUAUGAUGUUUGUUGCAGAUGAUAAAAUGAAGCAUUUAAGAAAGGGGUUUGUGCAGUUAAUGGCAUUAUCCUUUGUUCUGUAGAUCCCUGGUUAGAACCAACUCAACUCCCUUCCUUUCUUUUGACCCUAGCUACCACCCAUACAUUGUUGCCAAACAAACUGAAUUUGGGCACUCUCAAACUUUCCAUUGGGCAUGUAUUUAUAAACUGAAGUCUAACUAUGGGCUGCAUUACUUUAUCACAAAGUUAACCAUCGCAAGGAUGGCCAGUGCAUAAAAACAGAAAUGUUCAGACUGGUGUACUGGCCAGAAUGUACUGGACUGAGUUGGAAGUUAGACAACUUGACUUAGCAUCUGACCGUGCUGUCCUUAGGCAGUUGUUGCUUAUUGUGAAGAUUUAAAUAAGGAAAAUGUUCCUCACAUUCAUAACCAGACAGCUGUAGAAAAGUAACCAAACAAUAUACAUUACAAUCCAAACAGCGUUGACCAGAUUGUACUGUGGUUGUACAACUUUCUGCAUAACUCCCACUAUCUUUUAUCCAUGUCUCAUCAGUGAAAAUGCAUCACAAUUUCUUUAUUUGAAUACCGUAUAUUUACUACAUAUUUAUAGGAGUAUACAUCAUUGGUUAU
This is a messenger RNA of Hemiscyllium ocellatum (epaulette shark), 2360 nucleotides long. RefSeq names its product RAS-like, family 12 (gene rasl12). NCBI's taxonomy places the organism in Eukaryota, Metazoa, Chordata, Chondrichthyes, Orectolobiformes, Hemiscylliidae. The record is from RefSeq and is a predicted model, not a curated record. The transcript has 5 exons. Gene Ontology annotation, molecular function: GTP binding; GTPase activity. Bases 255 to 1094 code for a protein of 279 amino acids.